Engraulis encrasicolus (European anchovy) is the source of this 678-nucleotide messenger RNA. RefSeq names its product zinc finger protein 879-like. The record is from RefSeq and is a predicted model, not a curated record. Gene Ontology annotation, molecular function: DNA-binding transcription factor activity; RNA polymerase II cis-regulatory region sequence-specific DNA binding. The coding region runs from base 1 to 678 and encodes 225 amino acids. Gene Ontology annotation, biological process: regulation of transcription by RNA polymerase II. NCBI's taxonomy places the organism in Eukaryota, Metazoa, Chordata, Actinopteri, Clupeiformes, Engraulidae. The transcript is spliced from 2 exons.
AUGUAUUGUGGGAAAACGUUCUCGACUAUAACUAAAGCUGUUCUACACGAGCGCACUCACACUGGAGAAAAGCCUUACGCUUGUCGUCAUUGUGGCCAGCGUUUUGCAGUGUCGGGAACUCUCCGUACACACGAGCGCAUUCACACAGGAGACAAGCAUCACUGUCCGCAUUGCGAGAAAAGUUUUUUACUGGCAGGAGAUCUCAAAUCGCACAUCCACACUCACACUGGAGAAAGACCUUACCAUUGUCGGCAUUGCGAUAAAAGUUUUUCAAGCAAACGAGCUCUCAGACCGCACGAGCGCACUCAUGCGGGAGAAAAGCCAUACCAUUGUAAUCUUUGCGGGAAAAGUUUUUCACACGCGUCAAGUCUCAAAUCGCACAUCCGCAUUCACACCGGAGAAAAGCCCUGCCGUUGUCAUCAUUGUGGAAAAAGUUUUACACAGGCGGGAAAUCUCCGUAAACACUUGCGUAUCCACUCAGGAAAAAGGCCUCACUGCUGUGAGCAUUGUGGGAAAAGUUUCUUAUGGGAGAAAGGCCAUAUCAUUGCAAACAGUGUAAGAAAAGUUUUACACAGUCAGGACAUCUCCAAAGACACCAGCGCACUCAUCAAGCGGUCUAAUGAUGUGUGUGCCCUGAUUGACGCUUUCCAAGAGGCAGGAAGUGUCAAGAAGCAGUAG